AUGGUAAAACGUAAUGGCGCACAAUUUACCUCGGAACCUAAUAAUUUGACAAAUUUGAAUUCAUUCAAAUAUUCAGGACUUGCCUGUAAUAAGACAAUUGGUAUAAGCUCAGUAACUGUUAAAGAUGGUAAAGGUGUGGUAAUUUCCUCAAAAAAAGCCAAAGUUCCGUUUUAUAAACCGGCAAAAACUACUCAUAAGGUAACCCUUUCAAGGGGUAUUCGUAAAGCAGCCGAAAGUUUCACCAAUGCUUUUACACGAGCAGGAUAUCGCCCAGAUUUACGCAAGAUGGGUGUACAUUUUAAAAUUGCUAUAAUGAAUGGUCCUGCAAUGAUUAUCAUCUCGUCAUUUGAAGAGACUUUAUGA
Messenger RNA from Scutellospora calospora, 363 nucleotides. NCBI's taxonomy places the organism in Eukaryota, Fungi, Glomeromycota, Glomeromycetes, Diversisporales, Gigasporaceae. The record is from the annotation of a GenBank genome assembly.